UGGGGAUAGGAAUGCUAAUUAUCGAAAACCAGAUAGAGGGGUAAAAUUGUAAUAUGAAGUUGUUGCCGAUCAUUGAUCAAAACACCGGACUCCUCGACCUCCAUGGUUUCGUUUUCGUACGAAUUUCGAGCUCCAACUCAGCGAGCGUCAGGCAACUCAACUCUUCCUAACCGUAACAUCCACACCCCUCGAUUCUCGCAAUCUGCAAAAAUUCCAAUAACACUCUCUCAUUAUUGCAAGAUUCAAGGUGCUUUGUCCAAUUGUUCUCUUGUAAUUUAGAUUUGCCCUUUAUGUGCUAUAGUGUUGCAUCUUUGUCAUGCACCACUCUCUGUUCUGUAUUUUUGACUCAAAGUAUCUGUGGGAACUAGUGCAAUGGCAACAUCUAGCAAGUUUGGUCCAUCUUCCAGUAGCCCAGAUAGACCAUUGUACACUGGGCAGCGUGGAUCCCACAUAGCUGCUUCAUUAGAUAGAUCAGGUAGCUUUCGGGAAAGCAUGGAAAAUCCAAUUCUGUCUUCUCUUCCCAACAUGUCGAGAAGCAGUUCUCCAGCAACACAUGGGGAUGUGGAGAGAUUCUUCAAUGAAUCACAUUUUGAUCCAAAGUUGGUAGCAUCAGAGCUUAAGUCUAAUCGUCAAAUGGAUUAUAAGCGACAUUUUAAUGCUGCCCUUGGAAUUUCACCUGAUGAAUCUCCAUCUAGUUCUUCAAAAGGCAAGCUACUACCAUCCCCAUUACCAGAAGACAUCAGACGACUCAAGGAUAGUUUGUCUGCAAGCGGUGUGAAGGCGAGGGAACGUUCGAAAUUGUUCGGUGAGACUUUAUCUACAUUUCACAAAUUUUUCCCAGCUAUAACUACAAAGAAGAGAUCUCGAGCUGAAGGCUAUUCUAAUGACCGUUCUAGUGUCAUGUUAAGUGAUCGGUCGGUCUUGGGGCCAAGUACAGGUAAGGUUGGAGUUCAAGGUCAUCCUGUCACUGGUGCUUUUGAGCAUGAGCAGCAAAAGUCAGAAGAACGGACCAAAAAUCUUGUUCCAAACAAGCGCACUCGAACUUCAAUGGUUGAUGGAAGGAUGGAUGUACGGACUAAUUCCCUUGUCAGGCCAUCGGGUACAGUUGAUAGAGAUAAGGAUAAACUACGGAUUGCCAAUAGCGGUACACUUCAGAGCGAGGAACGAACCUUAACUAUUGAAGGCGAUGGUUGGGAAAAGUCCAAAAUGAAGAAGAAGCGUUCCUGCAUCAAACAAGAUGGUUCUCCAAGUACAACAUUGACUAAACCUGUUAACGCCUUCCAGGAAACUAAACAGGGAAUUCAACAAAGACUUGUUACUGAUUCUCGGUCAAAAUUGAGCAAUGAUUCUUUCAGGACGGGAGUUUCUAAUGGUAUCGUUGGAGCUGGAAAAUCAGAUGGUAUCUCUCAACAGACUGGAUUGAGCAUACAUGCCUCUACCCUUAGAAAGGACCAAGAUAAUAAUUCCAUUGUCAAUGAUAGGCGGGGACGUCCUGUUAGUUCGGACAAGUAUAGGGCGAACUUCAGAGCUGUUAACAAGGCAACUGUUCGUGAUGAAAAUAAUUCAGCUAGCCCUAACUCAGGUACAAAAAUGAAUACCUCUAUUCGGGCUCCUCGAUCAGGUUCUGGAGUUGCCCCCAAGUUGUCACCAGUUGUCCAUAGAGCAGCUGUUCCUAAUGAUUGGGAGCUGUCUCAUUGUGCCACAAAGCCCCCUGCUGGUGUUGGUACCAACAACCGUAAACGUGUGGCAUCAGCACGAUCAUCUUCCCCACCUGUUGUCCACUGGCAGAGGCCGCAAAAGAGCUCUCGCACUGCCAGAAGAACAAAUUUCAUGCCCAUUAUUUCAAAUAAUGAUGAUGCCCCUGCUUUGGAUUCUGCCUCUGAUGUGGCUGGUAAUGAUGUCGGGUUAGGAUUUGCCAGACGCUUGGCUGGCGGUUCUCAGCAAAUUAAGUUAAAAGGUGAUCCUUCAUCUUCAGCUGCCUUAUCUGAAAGUGAAGAGUCAGGGGUGGCUGAGGUUAAACCAAAAGAAAAGGGCAGGAAAUCAGAAGAGAUAGAUCUGAAAGCUGGACAAAAUGUUCAAAAGAUGUCUAACCUGGUAUUGCCAACAAGAAAGAAUAAGCUUGUUUCUGGGGAAGAACAUGGAGAUGGUGUUAGGAGGCAAGGGAGGACAGGACGUGGUUUUACUGCCACAAGGUCACUGGUGCCAAUGACAUCUGAGAAGCUUGGAAAUAUAGGAACUGCAAAACAACUUAGAAGUGCAAGACUCGGAUCUGAUAAGAAUGAAAGCAAGGCAGGUCGUCCACCAACCAGGAAACUUUCUGAUCGUAAGGCCUAUGCACGUCAAAAACCUACUGCUAUCAAUGCGGCAGCAGAUUUUUUUGUUGGGUCAGAAGAUGGGCAUGAAGAGCUAUUGGCUGCUGCAAAGGGUGUUAUCAACUCUGCUCGUGCCUUUUCCAGUACAUUCUGGCGGCAUAUGGAGCCUUUCUUCAGUUUGAUAUCUGAGGACGAUAUUACUUACUGGAAGAAAAAGGAAAAUCUUGAAUCAAGCACGCUGACGCCAACUCCAAUUCCUCCAAAUAUAGAUGGUUGUGAAACCUUUGUUAAUGGAUAUGGGUUGAUUGGCUGUGAAAGGGAUGUCGGAUCUGAAGUGACACAUUGGGUUGGUGGGACUAUUGCAGAACAGUUAGAACUAUCUAAGGGAGAUCAUAAUGUGACUCCUCUCUGUCAAAGGCUUAUUGCUGCUUUAAUCUCAGAGGAGGAUUGUAGUGGUGGAAAUGAAGAUUUCAAGUUUGAUGCAUAUGAUACUGAAUUUGAGCCUGAUGGGGAGUUGGAAUCGAGCGGUUUGGAUUACCGGUCACGAACUAAUUUUCAAUCUGCUUAUAAUGGUUACAGGGUUAUUGGGAAGCCAGGACAUGAUGAAACUGAAAGUGAUAUAGUUGGUAUUCUGCCAACUGGGUUGAAUUCAAGCUUUGGUAACUCUGUAAAUGGUUUUCUUCAUGAUAAAGCAUUAAUGUCUAGCUUGACAUAUUCAGAGUCGCGAUAUGAUAACUUGGAUAUAAAUGAUAAGCUUCUCUUGGAGCUUCAAAGUAUCGGAAUUGCCCUAGAACCAGUGCCUGAAAUGUUGCAAGCAGAUGAUGAAGGAAUGUUGGAAGAUAUUACUAGGUUAGAAGAGCUUUACAGAGGACAGAUUUCCAAGAAGAAAGGCUUGCUAGAUGGAUUGUUGAAAUCUGCCUCAGUGGCUAAAGAACUUCAAGAAAAGGAUUUUGAACAACGUGCUCUUGAUAAACUUGUUCUGUUGACUUAUGAGAAAUACAGGGCUUGUUGUGGUCCUAGUCCUUCGGGUGGGAAAAAUUCAAGCAACAAAAUGGCCAAGCUAGCCUUUAUUCAAGGACUUGUUAAACGGACAUUGGAUCAAUGCCUUCAAUUUGAAGAUACAGGCAAGAGCUGCUUCAGCGAGCCUUUAUUCAAGGAUAUGUUACUUGCUGCCUCUUCCCAGCUUUCUAUGGUUCGGCAAUUAGAUGGAAUGGAGGCUAAAUCCUCAAAACCAUAUGCUCCUUCCCUUUCCAUGGACGCAAGAACAGCUUCCGUGGGUUCACAACAGAGCCCAUCACAAUUUAUUCAGAAUAUGGAUAAUAAUGAUCUCAAUUCAUCAGAUAUGCUUCCUGCUUUAAAUCAUUCAUCUGAACAAAAUAGUGGGAAGGGAGAUCUCUGGUCGAACAGGGUGAAGAAGAGGAAAUUGUCCCUUGAUGACGUUGGUGGUACUCCAGGUACUUCAAGUGCUUGUGGCAUUGGAAGUUCUCUAACAAGUAGUGCAAAAGGAAAGAGAAGUGAGAGGGACAGAGAUGGAAAGGGGCACAGCAGAGAGGUUCUAUCCAGAAAUGGAACUACCAAAAUUGGUAGGCCAGCAUCAUCCAGCGCUAGGGGAGAAAGAAAAUCCAAAACAAAGCCUAAGCAGAAAGCAACUCACCAUUCUGUUUCUGUAAAUGGCCUCCUUGGUAAGCUAUCAGAGCAACCAAAACCAGCGUUGCCUUCUGUUUCAAAGUCUAAUGAAAUGUAUACUAAUAGCAAUGCCAAGGAAAAGGAUGAGUUUGGCUUGGGUGGAUUGGAUGACCAUGAGCCUAUUGAUUUGUCCAACCUGCAGCUACCUGGAAUGGACGUACUUGGUGUUCCUGAUGAUCUUACUGACCAAGGUCAGGAUAUUGGUUCAUGGUUGGAUAUUGAAGACGAUGGACUACAAGAUAAUGACUUUAUGGGCCUUGAAAUUCCCAUGGAUGACCUUUCAGACUUGAAUAUGAUGGUUUAGAGCUGCUUUCUUUGUAUAGUCCUGUUCAUUAUACCAAUAACAAAGGAAACAAAGUACUUUUAAGAAAUGACUAGUUACAUAGGAUGGUCUUAUGGCUAAUCCUGUCCACAAUUAGGCUAUAUAGAUUCUUUGGUAGACUAUUCACUCCAAGUUGUUUUUUGAGUGACCUUUCCAGCAGUUUUGGAUUUUGGUAGUGUUAAAAGUUCGUGACUUCCACUGUAAAGAUCUUUUUGUUCAAGGUUCAAGUUAGUAUUCCUAGUGAUUAUAUGUUAGCAAACACCAUCUUGGUCGUAGCUCUUACAAAUGAAGAACAAGGCCUCCUGUACAUACAUUUAAUAUUUUUAAUAAA
This is a messenger RNA of Gastrolobium bilobum, 4651 nucleotides long. RefSeq lists its product as uncharacterized. Lineage: Eukaryota; Viridiplantae; Streptophyta; Magnoliopsida; Fabales; Fabaceae. The record is from RefSeq and is a predicted model, not a curated record. The coding region runs from base 373 to 4302 and encodes 1309 amino acids. The transcript is spliced from 15 exons.